Messenger RNA from Lindgomyces ingoldianus, 1863 nucleotides. RefSeq lists its product as uncharacterized. Bases 1 to 1863 code for a protein of 620 amino acids. Lineage: Eukaryota; Fungi; Ascomycota; Dothideomycetes; Pleosporales; Lindgomycetaceae. The transcript has 18 exons. The record is from RefSeq and is a predicted model, not a curated record.
AUGAACACAACACCAUAUCGACCCUCCUUCUUCCCACAACGGCACCACGCUACCGUGCCUUCAAAAGCGAGCAGCCACCGUUGCCUUUCCUGGAUAUCUUCUUUGGAGCAAACGAUUGCUCACAACUCCUGCCUUACUACGAUGCCUUCCAAGCCAUUCUCGAUACCCAUUUCCUUCGCUAAGGGCCCUAGAGGGUUGUUACAGGCUCGCAAUUUGAUCGAGGUCAAUCUCCACGAUGUCGACCGCAAGCUUCCCGAACGGGACGUCAUGCCAGCAUCCUCCGUCUACCCAACCCCCCUCUGUACAUACCCCCUCAACAUCGUUGCCGCUAUUGUACCACAGAUCACCCCACACCACACCUUUGGCUCCGCAAACUCCAUGGGAUCACCAUUUACGCAAUGUCUCCCCUCCUACAAGCUUACAACAGGGGACUAUGCUGGCACGACCUUCGCAACUUCGGAUGAUAUAAGCAAGAGCAAGAAUACAUCUAAUUCCGAUGAACUUGACGUCAAGAUGAUGGAUGCUGCCACUUCAUUUAUAGGAGAGGAGCAGCUAGAGUCCACCACCCAUUUUCAUGGUCCCAAGGCAGCUUACUAUGAAGCCCAAAUCACUAUCGAGGCGUACUAUGGCACGCUCCCAAAAGGCGACAACGGAACCACCCAUGCAGUCUCCGCUACCAUAAGCCUCUUCGAAACAACCAUACGUUUUGGUGAGCCCUCAUGGUGUGGGUUGAAUUGUAAGAAGUUCUAUAUUGAUAAGGCUUCUUUCAAGUGCGAAGAGUGUGGAACAGAGGUCAUGAAACUGUUAGAGAACAAACUUUCUGAACAGAACAAGGAGAAGCUAUCCAGCGCGCGCACGAUCAAAAACACUGCCUUCGUAGCAACCUACAUGACUGAGUUCAUACCCAAAUAUACCACAUUCGCUAGUAUCACAGAGACUGCCAUGUCCUUCAUAGGCACUAGCUAUGGUAGGCCAAAAGGGUGCUCAGCAAGCUGUCUAAAGGGUAACCAGAUAAAGACGAAACAGUUUGCUGAGCGCGAAUCGACGCAUCGUAAUGAGGGUCUGAUUAAGGGUCUGAAAUAUAGUGCUGAGCUAGAGGAAUUGAACAAGCUGCUAGAGAGGAAGAAGAUACUCGAGAAGCCUCCUUCCUUGGUUAAGAUGCAGUGGGCAAGUCUUCUCGUGAAAGUGGAGGAUGAGAAGGAGGAUGAGUCUUCGGUGUUUCAGAAGACGAGGGGUUUUGAGAGAUUCGUGAAUCUGAUCUGGCUAAGUCCUAUUUUCUAUGCUUGCGGAUAUAUUAGGGAAGUCCUUGCUGACACGUUCCUGAAUUUGAAUACUCAGAAACCUACUAAAUGCCAGUUAGAUUUUGAUAAUAUCCAGGCAGCAAACUUGAAGUGUUACAUCCCUGUGUUAGGAACACCAUUACUGGGAAUUCGCGCAUCAGCCUGCUCAAACACUCGGUCCUCUGCUCAUCAACUUAUCCUUCCAUUGAUCUCUCCAAAAGCAGAACCCAAAACUAAAAAUCCACCCCGCGGUGUUAAACCCUUUGGAACAAUACGUCUAAUGAAUAGACGGGGACUUGGAGUUAAGAUCGACUUCUGGCCCAAUGGAUUUCCACUCUUACAUCGCCAGCUCCCUCUCGGGGGGUUUAAGGCAAUAGUGCUGGUUGGUGGUUCACUUAAUAUGCUUCUUGGUGGCAUUACUACCCCAAUUGUUGCGGAAACGGUUAAUGGUAUUGUCAACCUUCUUCAUAACCGCAUUAACCUAGAUACCCAAUAUCUGAUCACUUGUCCUAUUGCCUUUAGAAUCUUGAUUGGUGACCUCAAGUACUCCAUAGGAGGGAAACCGGACGCAGAUUUCGGCUGA